AUCUCUACGCUAAGUAUAAUUGUACUUAUUGCCAGGAGGACAUAGCUGGUUUGCGUGUCAAAUGCGUGGAAUGUGCCGAUUUUGAUCUAUGCCUCCAGGUUGAACUGUCUUCUUAAACUCUAGUUAAGACAUUUGAGUGUUGAUAUUUACAUACACAACACGUGACAUGAUUGGAUGACAGUUGUUGGAGCACGUGACAAUGAUGUUGUACAAAAGUGUAACGCACAACAGUACAUUUCCUUUUGCAUGAAACAUUUUGUCAUCAAGCGGGGUUGUAUACUUUUACAAGGGCACAAAAACAAUUCAAUUUUUCAGUGUUUUUCUGCGGGUGCUGAGAUAGGAUCGCACAAAAAUGAUCACCCUUAUCAGUUUAUGGAUUCUGGUACUAUAAGCAUAUUUAGUGGAAGAGGCAAUUGGACGGCCAGAGAACAACUCAGACUGCUUGACGCAAUUGAACAGUUUGGAUUUGGUAACUGGGAAGAUAUAAGCAAACACAUUGAAACCAGAACCCCAGAUGAGGCAAAAGAAGAGUAUAUCGCCAGAUAUCUGGAGGGAAAUAUCGGCAAGCAUACAUGGCCUUCGACCGAAAGUUACAAACCAAACCUCACAGAUCAAACAAGCUCUGAUCAUGGACCACUGUCACCCGACUUGACUUCACGGCUACCACCAUUGGAUGUCACUCCGGAAGAAGCUGCCCAACUAGGAUACAUGCCGCAGCGAGAUGACUUUGAACGGGAUUACAACCAUGAAGCUGAGUCCCUCGUUUCUUCGUUAUUCCUCAACCCCGCAGAGGAUGACGAUCUUGAUAUUGCGCUCAAGUUAGCCCAAGUCGAUAUGUACACCAACAACUUGCGCGAGAGAGCGAGAAGAAAACGUGUUGUCAGAGAUUAUCAGCUUGUUUCUUCAUUCUUUGCAGCAACAAGAAAAGAUCGAGCGGUAAAAAAAAAAUACAGCAAAGAAGACAGAGAAUUUCGGGAGCGAACUCGGAUGUUUGCUCAAUUCUACACAGCGCAAGAGUACGAGCAGUUUUUGACCAACUUGGAAAGAGAACGGGAGCUUCGGCUACGAUUGACUGAACUUGGUCGUUACAGAGAAAAUGGUAUAACCAGGCAUGAAGAAUGUGCACAUUUUGAACAAGUCAUGGCCCAGACUCAAGGCCAAGCAGAAACUGUCGAACACUGGACUGAGAAAAAAUCUGGCAGCAGUGGGCCGUCCACACCAACACACCGCCAAUUCUUAAAAAAAAGAGAAGAAGAAAAAAAUUGCUGUUCAAUCGACCCAAAAUGCACGUCAAAGGCAGACUCGGCCAGCAACAGCUACAUAAUCAAUCGAACCAGUCCCAGUCGGACGACGAUUCCAGUCAAUCAGUUGGUGGUGCAAGAUAGCAAUGCCAAUGCAUUGCAUCCGCUAAUUGCUAUUUCAAAAACUACCUUGGAGAAAGGCAGCAACUCUACUGUUGCAUCCAUCAAGGUUUCCUCAAUGGGUUUUACGGAUCCCAAAAAAAAAGACAUAGAGAUGGAAGCUGCGGCUCAACUUCUCACCAAGCAAGAAAAGACCCUGUGUCUCCAGCUCGAUAUGAAACCAACGCAAUACCUCACCCAAAAAACACUUUUGUUGCAAGAGUAUCUAAAUGGCAACAGGAGGUCUGGCAUCGCACCCCAAUCUGAGCCGGAGAGCAAGAUUCUUCACUAUCUGGUUUCUAAUGGCUGGAUUGCUGCUAACUGACUAACCGAACAAAGUGAUUUACAUGCUACGCCACAUCUCUAAGUCAUCUUAGGUCCGUUGCAAGCUUAGUCUUUGAAAUGAUUAAUUUCAUUGUAAGUCAUUAUUUAAAAUUUGGCUGAACAGGUCGAAAGAACGGUAUCCUCCUUAUCCCGUUGCUGUCCGCUAUGCGUUCUCCAUGUUUCUACAAAUCAACAGCCCAAUAAUUUCUUUAUGCAGUCGAAAAAAAAUAUAAAGUCACAUUCUACUCGUGUGAAGAUUGCUGUAAAACAUCAAUAGAGCUGAAUAUUUAACGUGAUGAUAUUUAUACCUAAGUUGAUAUUUUAUAUAACUAUGUUGUACCAUUCCGGUUGAUUUAGAUUCACCGAAUGGCGUCUUUGUUUCAGAAAGCAAUGAUUUUCAAGUCCUUCAUCUGCUUUCUGUAUCGCUCUGAAUGUUUUGCUCAAAAUAAUUUUUGUCAAAUACGUUAUUGCCUCGAUAAUUUUACGUAGGUGUGAUAUCGAACCAUUCUUUUUACCUAUUCAGAAUUCAGUUAGAUGUAGGUAGGUUAAAUGCUGGUAGGGUGAUCAGCCAAUAGAAUAGAUAAUGAACCAAAUUUUUGUCCUGGAAGUAUAAAGUUAAUCGCUAAUAUUGGAUUGUAUGCUAUCGACUCAUAAGCAUUGAAGUAUUCUCAGUUUAGUUGAUGUGAAUUCUAACUAAUUGUAAGGUAUAUUUGUUCACUCUCUAUUGAGAAAUGUCUAAAGUUUUAGAACAAACCAAAGUUAACAAUCGGAUCGGUUAAUACUUUGAUAAAUAAGUGUCUUGGAGCGAACGUGCCACUGGUGCCUCAGGGGUGUUCCUCUACCACCAAAUUGCUAAAUAAAACACGUGUAUAAAUUACAGGUAAUAUUGGACAUGCUUCUAUCAGAAAUGAAUUCUAAGUUAUUUGAUAGUACCUAGUAAAGAAGAAGUAAGAGUAAUUCGAGUCAUUAAUUUUCUGAAACUGUAUUAGUAUAGUUUCAUGAAUUUCAUUUACUAUAAUUCAUCGAAAAUACAGUUUCAAUCGAAACAAUGAUUCUAUUUAUUAGCUCCUCAUCAGAUGUUAUCCAGAUCUUGCGUAAUUUUCAACUUUGAAAUAGUCGAGUUACGCUUUUGCGGUAGAAUAAGCGUCGGGGAGAAUUAGUAGUCUGUUGAAAUAUUCGGAAUCUUCGUUUUAUUGGUGAAACAUAAUUGUUAAAACAUGGUGUAAACUUAAAACAGAUGAUAAACGAACGAAAAAAAUACGA
Messenger RNA from Athalia rosae (coleseed sawfly), 2987 nucleotides. It is a transcript of the gene Ada2b, whose product is annotated as transcriptional adapter 2B. Gene Ontology annotation, biological process: chromatin remodeling; regulation of transcription by RNA polymerase II. NCBI's taxonomy places the organism in Eukaryota, Metazoa, Arthropoda, Insecta, Hymenoptera, Athaliidae. Gene Ontology annotation, cellular component: SAGA-type complex; nucleus. The record is from RefSeq and is a predicted model, not a curated record. The transcript is spliced from 9 exons. Bases 175 to 1725 code for a protein of 516 amino acids. Gene Ontology annotation, molecular function: transcription coactivator activity; zinc ion binding; chromatin binding.